UGUUGUUUGCGGAAAUGAUCAUCAGAGGGCGAAGGUUGUCCAGGCACGAUGGAGGUGCGCAGGAAGCUGCUGAACUCUGUGGACAGGUGUGUGGACGAGGCUCUGGAGGGUCUGGUUAGGAGUCACGGGGGUCUGGUGCUGCUGCGGGGCCACAGGGUUGUGCUGCGCUCUGAUCUGCAAAGCAUUAAGGGAAAGGUAGCCCUGCUGUCUGGAGGAGGAUCUGGCCAUGAACCCGCUCAUGCAGGCUUCAUUGGAGAGGGAAUGCUGUCCGGAGCAGUGGCCGGAUCAGUGUUUGCUUCUCCUCCUCCCGGAAGUGUGUUGGCCGCCAUUCUGACCCUGUGGAAAGGAGGAGCUUCAGGCGUCCUGCUCAUCGUCAAGAACUACACAGGAGACCGGCUAAACUUUGGCAUUGCUGUAGAACAGGCCCGGUCACAGGGUGUCCCGGUGGACAUGGUGAUUGUGGCCGAUGACUGUGCCUUCACUCAGCCUAGCAAGGCUGGACGGAGAGGAUUGUGUGGAACCGUGUUCAUCCACAAGUUAGCAGGAGCUCUGGCAGAGAAAGGCUGUGCUUUGGAUGACAUUGUUGCACAGUUGAAUGAAGCUACGAAAAAAAUAGGCACAUUGGGCGUUAGUCUGUCUCCAUGCAGUGUGCCUGGAUGCCUGCCGACUUUCCAGCUUCCACCAGGAGAGAUGGAGCUGGGACUGGGGAUCCACGGAGAGCCAGGUAUAAAGAGAUCAAAGGUGGACUCUGCAGAUGAAGUUGUGAAAAACAUAAUUAAUCACAUGACUGAUUCCUCAAACAAGUCACAUCUGUCCCUGAAGUCAGGAGACAAGGUGGUGCUGUGUGUGAAUAAUCUGGGCGCUCUCUCGUGUUUGGAAAUAGCUGUGGUCUCUAAAGCGGCCAUACACUGCCUAGAGGAGCGAGGCGUGCUUGUUUCCAGGGUGAUGUCUGGGUCAUUUAUGACAUCACUGGAGAUGGCAGGAAUGUCUCUUUCUUUAAUGAAGGUGGAUGAAGAGAUGCUCAGACUGUUUGAUGCUAAAACCACAGCCCCCGCCUGGCCAAACCUCAGCACAGCCUCUGUGAGUGGAAGAAACCUGUUUGUGGAACCAGCUGCAAAACCUGCUGCGGCUUCAGACAAAUGUAGUGAAGGUGCUCUUUCAUCUGUCAUUCGUCUGGUUUUGGAGGCCGUGUGUAAGAUUCUCCUUCAGCGCCAGGAGGAACUUAAUGCUUUGGACCGUGCAGCAGGAGAUGGAGACUGUGGGAGCACACAUGCUCUCGUAGCCAAUGCCAUUCAGGAGUGGCUCCAGACCAGCAGAAUCCCUGGAAACCUUGGUCAGCUUCUGGCAGAUCUGGCUCUGCUGGUGCAAGAACGGAUGGGAGGAUCAUCAGGGGCGUUAUAUUGCUUGUUUUUGUCCGCGGCUGCCCCCCAUCUAAGACAAAACUGUGAUGGUGCUGCUUGGGCCAAAGCAUUGCAUGCUGGGACAGAAGCCAUGAAGAGAUAUGGAGGUGCUGAACCAGGAGAUCGUACCAUGCUGGAUGCCCUAUGCCCGGCUGUGGAGGAGCUGAAGAAGCUGUCCACAGCGCCCCCUGGUGGUCUCAUUAAAGUGCUACAAGCAGCAGCGGAGAAAGCAGAUUUGGGAGCAGAAUCGACCCGUAAUCUUACUGCAAGGGCUGGACGUGCCAGUUAUGUUGCGUCUGAACAUUUGACCCAGCCGGACCCUGGUGCUGUGGCGGUCGCUGCCAUCUUGAGGGCCGUACUCGAUUCCUUAAAAGCCUAGAGUUGGAGUAGCUUGCUAACAUGUAGGAAACAAAGGCUGUUGAUUUACUACACAUUCAAGAAGAUGCAAUAUUAACAUACUCUCCAAUCAAAGGUAAUUGUGACAUCAGUAGGUAUUUUCAGCAGUCAGCAUUGUUUGAUUAACAUAACAAUCCUGGCUCUGUCAUUUUGGGUUGAUGAAAUAACCCCAUUUAAAGGGGUCAUGAACCAGUGUGCUCUAUUUUGUAGUUUUCUUAGACGUCCACUUAUAUGUAGAUAAUGUUAUCAGGAUUUACAAAUCAUGUAGUAGGAUAUUUUCUGUCUUUUUUUGACCCCCUCAUUGGAACACACUGGUUGAAUAGGUGUCAGAUAUUAGGCUCUGAAAUAAACACUCACUGAUGUAAUUGGCUGAUUUGCUCAUACAGUAACUCUUUUAAGAAAGUUGGAUAAGGACAACUGUGUGUCCACCAAUGUAUGAUUCUGCAUACAUAAUAAUAAUAAUAAUAAUAAUAAUAAUAAUAAUGUUUAUUUUAUAUAGCACCUUUCCAGUGCUCAAGGACGCUUUAACAAGACGAUAACAAAGUUAAAAAAUAACUAAAUAAAUGCAUGUUGGACAGCCUACAUCCUUCAUAUUUGGAUAGUGUUGUGUACCUAUUAAACUAACUCUAAUAACAGAAAAAGCAGUAGUGAUUCAUAUCAAAUGAGUGGCCUGAUUCAAGAAACAAAACAAAUAAAAAACAAAACUUGCAAUAUUAAUUGUUUCAUAAAAUAGGACUUCUCCUAUUUUCAUGUACAGGAAUUGUGUCUUGAUUUAAGAAUGUCCAAAAUUUUACAAAUGUAAGCAAGACAUGAUCUUUUGCACUGUAUCUUUGUAAUUAUCAUUAUAUAAUUAUAAUUUUCAUUAUAUUCUCUUUUUUUAAUAAAUAAUGUCAGAAUUGUGAAUUUUUUUUUAUGAAUCUCCCUUUAAUUUGACUGUCAGAAUUGCAUACAUGCGCUUACAUGAGACUACCGACUGCACAAAAUAGUAAUAAUAGUAUAAAUAAAAAUAAAUCUUAUGUUAUGUAUUGAAAGUGGGGCGAUGCGGUGGCGCAGUGGGUAGCACUUCUGCCUCACAGCAAGAAAGUUGCUGGUUCAAGCCUUGGCUGGGUCAGUUGGCAUUUCUGUGUGGAGUUUGCAUGUUCUCCCCAUGUUCGUGUGGGUUUCCUCCGGGUGCUCCUGGAUCCCCACAAGUCCAAAGACGUGGUAUAGGUGAAUUGGGUAUGCUUAUAUUGAUCAUAGUGAAUGUGUGUAUGGAUGGUAUAUAUGGUUUCCCCAUGAUUGGUUGUAGCUGGAAGGGCUGGAUAAGUUGUUGGUUCAUUCCACUGUGGCGACCCCAGAUUAAUAAAAGGACUAAGCUGAGAAGUAAAUAAAUGUAUUGAAAGUUUUCACGUCUAGGUUAAGAGAUGAGGAGCAUUACUUUAUUUUGAAGUCAAUUAAAUUAUUGGUAGGGACAUUUCAGUAAUUGAUAGAUCUUGGUGGGUACACGUCCCCUCCAUCCAUGCCCAUUCUACGCCCUUGCUUUAAAGGCACCAUUGGGUGUAGCUAAUAUAUUUUUGUUGCUUGUAUUAUUUUAUUAUGCUUGUAUUACUCACUGAAGCUAAGCAAGGCUGAGCCUGGUCAGUACCUGGAUGGAAGACCACAUGGGAAGACUAGGUUGCUGUUGGAAGUGGUGUUGGAAGAGAGGCCAGCAAGCGGUGCUCAUCCUGUGGUCAGUGUGAGUCCUAAUGCCCCAGUAUAGUGAAGGGAACACUAUACUGUCAGUGGGCGCCAUCUUUCAGAUAAGACGUUAAGGUUGAUUUAUACUUCUGCAUCAAGCACACGCAUAUGCUCUGGCGCAGCCUUCGCGCGGUUGCAUAGCCCUUGCUGUGGCCGUUGCUGAAGCGCACCUUUUAAAAAAUUUACCUACACAUCGCAACGACGCAUAGCGCAAGCUCUGUGAUUGGUCGGCUUGGUAACGCUGAAGAGUGUGGACAGGACCGAGAGCCUUGUGAACCCUCUGGAGCGAGUGUUUACAAGUGUCAAGUCCUAUGAAGAGUGUCUAGAUGGAAAGUUUGGUUUUGUGUUUACCUCAUGAUUAAAGUUGUUGCACAUCCACCGGUUCCAGCCUCAAAAUAAGAGUUUGAGCCACUUGUACAAUAAGGUAGCUUUCAGAAAAAACAAAACACCUGCGAAGAAACUCGACACAGAGGAAUAUAAAAACCUUACUGCUAGUUAGCGUUAGCAUCAUUGCAGAGCAACACAAACAGCAUGCAGAAGUAUAAAUGCAUGGAAACGCGCAAUGCAUGUGUCAUGCCGUUCACUCGACGCAGAAGUAUAAACCAGGCUUUAAACCGAGGUCCUGACUCUCUGUGGUCAUUAAAAAUCCCAAAGCACUUCUCAUAAAGAGCAAGGGUCUAACCCUGGUGUCCUGCCCAAAUUCCCUCCACUGACCCUUACCCAUCAUGGCCUCCCUAUCCUCCCCAUCCACUAAAUUGGCUUUAUCACUCUCUCUCAUAAGGUCAAGAAUCUUGGUGUGACUCUGAAGUCAGAUAUGAGUUUCAAUAGUCAUGUCAAAGCAGUUAGUAAAUCAGCAUACUAUCAUCUCAAAAACAUUGCAAGAAUUAGAUGCUUUGUUUCCAGUGAAGACUUUCAGAGAAACUUGUUCAUGCUUUUAUCAGCAGCAGGGUGGAUUACUGCAAUGGCCUCCUCACUGGCCCUCCUAAAAAACAGACACUUGCAGCUCAUCCAGAAUGCUGCGGCCAGAAUUCUGACCAGAACCAGAAAAUCAGAGCACAUCACACCUGUCCUCAGGUCUUUACACUGGCUCCCAGUUAGAUUCAGAAUAGAUUUUAAAGUAUUAAUACUUGUCUAUAAAUCCCUAAAUGGCCUAGGACCUCAAUACAUUACAGAUAUGCUCACUGAAUUAAAACCUAACAGAUCACUCAGAUCUUUAGGAUCAUAUAAACAAGAAAUUCCAAGAGUUCAGUCAAAGCAGGGUGAAUCGGCCUUCAGCUAUUACGCCCCCCGCUGCUGGAAUCAGCUUCCAGAAAUUAUCAGAUGUGCUCCAACAUUAGGCACAUUCAAGUCAAGACUGAAAACACAUCUGUUAAGCUGUGCCUUUACUGAAUGAGCACUGUACUAUAUCUGACGAAUCGCACUAUUAUGUCUUUCUUUUGCUUUUCAUUCUUUUAUAACCUGUUUUAACACAUUUUAAUCUGCUUUUAAUCCUUUUUAUUAUUUGUUUUUAUUUACUUAUACUUUUUAUUCUUGUUUAUGUAAAGCACUUUUAAUUGCCAUUGUGUAUGAAAUGUGCUCUAUAAAUAAAUGUGCCUUACCUAGCCUUGGUAGAGGUGUAUGGAGA
Molecule: messenger RNA, 5136 nt
Organism: Danio aesculapii
Lineage: Eukaryota; Metazoa; Chordata; Actinopteri; Cypriniformes; Danionidae
Gene: tkfc
Product: triokinase/FMN cyclase
Exons: 16
Coding region: 49-1779 (576 amino acids)
Biological process (GO): glycerol catabolic process
Cellular component (GO): cytosol
Molecular function (GO): glycerone kinase activity; ATP binding
Source: RefSeq, a predicted model, not a curated record